Messenger RNA from Plasmopara halstedii, 1248 nucleotides. Its product is annotated as FYVE-FINGER-CONTAINING RAB5 EFFECTOR PROTEIN RABENOSYN-5-RELATED. The record is from RefSeq and is a predicted model, not a curated record. The transcript has a single exon. NCBI's taxonomy places the organism in Eukaryota, Oomycota, Peronosporomycetes, Peronosporales, Peronosporaceae. Bases 1 to 1248 code for a protein of 415 amino acids.
AUGGGUCGUUUUAACGUCAAAGAAGUUGAAUUACCUCGUUUUGAGAUCACACCUGAACGUCGAGAAAUUUUGCUUGCUGAAUUUCAUGCAGUCGUUCAAAAUACUUUGGAAUUGCGAAGUGCUUUCGCAGCAGGUGGACGACAACUUGACACAUCAGCAUGGAAACUUGUGAAAACUGUUGAUGACGUCCGUGCCUACCGUUCUCGACGUGCACUUCAUGGUGCUCCAGAGCCCACGGACUCGCGUGCUGAUACAUCAAGAUCUUCGUCUUCAAAUUCAAGCUCGCAUCGAUCAGCUGCUGAUAAAAUGACUGGGAUCAUGUCGUCUACUGUAUCAGGCAGUGAACACCAAUACCGAAAACAAAAGAAAAUGACGCGACCACCUGCUGUUGUGAUCUCUGGUAUAAUUGAUGGGACGGCAGAAGACGCAGCAUUGGGGUUUCUUGCUGAUACAGAGAUCAAUGCUAAGAUGCGCGAAUCAUAUUUGGGUACAGAGCUUGAGGAUGCACGUCUGCUUACUGUGUUGGUUCGCCCAACAAUCGAACAUCCAUUCAGUUUCAUUGGUUUGAAAUGGGGACUACAAUCGUAUGGACGUUUUAGUCAAGCUCGUGACUUUGUGUACCUGGAGGGUACUGGUCUAACGACAGAUUCCAAAGGUUUGAUCGUAGCCUACGCUGUUCGUCAAUCCGUUGAUGUAUCCGACAUUCUCACAUUGCCACGUCCACAAAAUACAAUUCGUGGCCAUAUGUCUGGUUGUCAAACGUUUGGUAAUACAAUUUCAACGGGUACCACGCGCCAUCGUGUGGCUGAGAUGUUCUCACGAGCUUUUAUUGAAAUUGAUGGCGAUCUUUCUGUGAAUGUGGCAGCAGCUGCAUACGCUGAGAAGCUCAUGGCUCUUGCUAUCACUAUGGAGUGUGCCAAUGGUCACAAACUUGCAUACUUAAUGAAGCAAUCAAAUCGACAAGUUCGACCAGGUACAGGUAGUAUCAUUGGUCGUAUCACUACAAGUAAUCACUGCUCCAACUGUGCACGCAAUCUGCGUAAAUUUAGUACGUACGUCUUACAGCGUGGAGGUACAUGUCAAGUGUGUCGUCGAACCUUUUGCAACAAAUGUAGCUUGCACAAAAAGAUUUGUGUAAGCCUUGGAAGUGAAAUAUUGAAAAAAUCAAUGCUCUUCUGUCUCUCGUGUUUGUUGGAUGCAAAGGCUAUACCAGCACGAGAUGUUGCUGCUGACAAGGUGUACCAAUGA